Molecule: messenger RNA, 1847 nt
Organism: Cryptococcus amylolentus CBS 6039
Lineage: Eukaryota; Fungi; Basidiomycota; Tremellomycetes; Tremellales; Cryptococcaceae
Exons: 13
Coding region: 194-1768 (524 amino acids)
Biological process (GO): transmembrane transport
Cellular component (GO): membrane
Molecular function (GO): transmembrane transporter activity
Source: RefSeq, a predicted model, not a curated record
CUUCCACUCGCUAUCUGCUGAUAGCUGUCCACCUUCUUUUGCCGCUUCGCAGAUGAUAUAUAUCUCUCAUUAUCCGAUGGCUUGUCUUUCGUCUCCCAUCCCUUCCUGACCGCAACUGAACAUCAUUUCCGUUGUCACAUACCAGCUUCGGUAUCUAGGUCUUUCUACUCCUACCGCAAGCCUAUAAAGUGACAUGGCCGCUCUCGCACCUUCAGACAGCCUUGUCAAAGACGACGUAGACGUCAAGACAGAACAGGCCCAUAUCGAACACCUGGACAUUCGUCAAAACGACCUUGCUGGCUUGAAGAAUGUCAAGGAUCAAGAGGCUGCUGGUUAUGUAGACCCGACAGUUCUCAUCUCCGACGCCAAUAAUAUCAGAUUGAGGAGAAAGAUCCACCGAAGAAUCCUCCCCAUCUUAUGUCUCGGGUACCUCUGCCAGGCUUUGGACAAAGGCACACUGACCUCGUCCUCCAUCAUGGGGUGGCUCGAAGACGUUGGAGCCAAGGGACAGGAUUUCAGUUUGACUACGACGCUGCUCUGGUGUGGUAUUAUUAUCGGAGAGCCCGUUGCAAACCAACUGGUCCGCCGACUGUCUCUCAGGUACAUUCUCUCUGGAGGUAUCUUCAUCUGGAGUGCCUUGAUCAUCGGUUUGGGAUUCUCUUUCAACAUUCAUGCCGUAUUCGGAGUUCGGUUCCUUUUGGGCUUUACCGAAUCCGUCGUCGGCCCUUGCAUGUUGGCUCUCAUGGUACAAUGGUAUCGAAUCGAAGAACAGCCCUUCGUCACGAGUAUUUGGCAAGCUAUGCUCGGCACUGCGACCGGAAUCAGUGCUCUUUUCGCUUACGGAUUCUACCAUAUUCAGAAUGGAAAGAUCCAUAGCUGGCAGUGGCUUCACAUCACAGUCGCUCUCAUCAGCUUUGUCUGCUCCAUCAUCGUCUUCCUUUUCUUGCCCAGCUCUCCUACCAAAGCACGUUGGGCGACUGAAGAAGAAAAGAUCCUCUUCGUCGAGCGCGUCCGUGCCAACAACCAAGGUCUCAAGCAAAAACAUUGGAACACGGCUCAAGCGCGCGAAGCGUUUACCGACCCCUUCACUUUGUGUCUCUUCGCUCUUUGCGUGUUCAACACUCUGGUAGUCGGGGGCAUCAGCACCUUUUCAGGUCUGCUCAUCACUAAGGCCUUUGGUUUCUCAAACUUGGAUGCUCAAUUGCUGAGUAUUCCUAUCGGCGCUAUGGGCGUGAUCACUUUCUUGACCAUGGGCUUCUGCAUCCGAAAGACCGACCAGACAUGCUACACCAUGAUCGCUUUCACCAUCCCCAACAUUGUCGGCACCGUAGUCCUACUCACUGUCGCGCCGACGAGCAAGACGAAGGGUGGCUUGGUGGUCGCCUUCUACGUGAUGCAAUUCUUCGGAGCUUGCUAUCCCGCAACUUUGAUGCUCUUGGCCAGAAACUCUGCGGGUCAAACAAAGAAGAGUAUUACCUACGCCGUUACAUUCAUUGGUUGGGCUGGAGGGAAUGCAAUCUCGACGCAAAUUUUCCAAUCGAAAUGGAGUCCUCGUUACUUCAACGCACUCUACAUUCACCUCGCACUUUAUGGCGGUUUCAUCAUUACUGCUCUUCUUACCCGUAUGCUCUUGGCUCGCCGCAACAAGAAAAAUAUUCAGGGUAUCGAGGCUCGCAAGGCCGCAGAGGGAGAAUGUUACCUGGAAAAUGCCCGGGCUUUCGAGGACUUGACCGAUAGACAGAAUCCAGACUUUAUCUACAGUCUCUGAUGAUUGAUUUGUGCUGGGCCCAUGAUUUUCAUUAGUAAUUCAGUCCAACAAAUGCAGGCUUUUUCUCGUGGAAUGUUGG